CGCUUCUAAAGCGUCAAACCAAUAUUUAUAAAUAACGUCUCUGACGGGCGGGUUGGCCGUGGUGUUUGUGGUUCGAUAAAUAAACGCCAGAAUGGUGGACAUAAAGACAAACGUGAAUUUUGCGUGUCAACGAUGCUUGCAGCCUCUCAAACUCGAUUCUAGUUUCAAUCAUCUUGGGGAACACACUUUGGCCGAACUCUCACUACCGAUACAGCAACAAGUUGUCGGAGACACAGAACCCCAGAGUGGAAGUUUGGAACAUUUGGUUCCACCUUUUCGCCUCACAGAAUCCACGAAUGGAACCAAUGGAUUUAUGCUUGUCGGCGAUUCCGGAGAAUCCGAGAGUCUCAGUCAUCAUUUGAGGGUGCGAGCAACAUUAUUUGACAUACUGAGCAGUAGCAGUUCGGCAGAUCAUCCAUUGUGUGACGAAUGCACCGACAGCCUUCUCAUGCUAAUGGAUCAACAGUUAAGAAUGACGGAGAGUGAAUGGUCAGAUUAUAAUGAAUAUUUGAAGAAAUUAGAAUUGGAACAACAGCAACAAGGACACGAGGAUGUAGAGAUGGAAAACCUGACAAAAGAAUUACACGACAUCAAAGCAGAAGAAGAAAGGAUGAUCUGCGAGUUGGAAGCAUUGAGAAAAGAGGAAGCAGCUACCAAGAAUGCUAUUGCCGAACAAGAAAGGGAGAGAGAAAGAUUACAAAAUGAAGAAGACAGAUAUUGGAGAGAAUACUCGAGACAUAGAAGGGACCUAAUACUAGCAGAGGAUGAACGUCGCAGUUUGGACUGUCAACUUGCUUAUGCAGCUGCACAACUUGAAAGACUGAAAAAAACUAAUGUUUUUAAUGCAACCUUUCAUAUUUGGCACACUGGCCACUUUGGGACUAUAAAUUCUUUUCGGCUGGGUCGGCUACCAAGUGCUCCAGUAGAUUGGAGUGAGAUAAAUGCUGCAUGGGGCCAAACAACUUUACUGCUAACAGCACUAGCACGAAAAAUGAACCUUACUUUCCAGCGAUUUAGAUUGAUACCAUUUGGCAAUCACAGCUAUGUUGAAGUUCUGGAUCAGCACAAAGAACUACCACUGUAUGGAAGUGGAGGGUUCAAGUUUCUAUGGGAUACAAAGUUUGAUGCAGCUAUGGUGGCUUUUCUCGAUUGCUUACAACAGUUUAAAGAGCAAGUAGAGAAAGGUGAUAGCGAAUUUUCUCUUCCAUACAGAAUGGAUCGAGGAAAAAUUGAAGACUCUGCAACAGGAAAUUCCUAUUCUAUCAAAAUUCAAUUUAAUUCCGAGGAGCAAUGGACCAAGGCAUUGAAAUUUUUAUUAACAAAUCUUAAAUGGGGUCUCGCUUGGGUGAGCUCCCAAUUUACAAAAGAUGAGAUUGAACAUUAGAGUAAUUUCAUUUUCUCUCUUUCCUUGCAUCACACAGUGGUUGCAUAUUCAUCAUGUAAAUACACUUUCUUUGUAAAUAAAUCCAAUAACAUAGUAACUUA
Molecule: messenger RNA, 1485 nt
Organism: Orussus abietinus
Lineage: Eukaryota; Metazoa; Arthropoda; Insecta; Hymenoptera; Orussidae
Gene: Atg6
Product: beclin-1-like protein
Exons: 5
Coding region: 92-1384 (430 amino acids)
Biological process (GO): autophagosome assembly; late endosome to vacuole transport; cellular response to nitrogen starvation
Cellular component (GO): phagophore assembly site; phosphatidylinositol 3-kinase complex, class III, type II; phosphatidylinositol 3-kinase complex, class III, type I
Source: RefSeq, a predicted model, not a curated record